Molecule: messenger RNA, 1573 nt
Organism: Arachis ipaensis
Lineage: Eukaryota; Viridiplantae; Streptophyta; Magnoliopsida; Fabales; Fabaceae
Product: UDP-glycosyltransferase 83A1
Molecular function (GO): quercetin 3-O-glucosyltransferase activity; quercetin 7-O-glucosyltransferase activity
Source: RefSeq, a predicted model, not a curated record
UUAUUCAUUCAUACAAAAAAAAAUAUAUAUAUAUAUAUAAGAGAAAAAGGAAGAAGAAAAUUCCAAUUUCCAAAUUCCGAGAAUCAUUUGAGAAACAUGGGGAUCCCACACUUUCUUGCAAUACCAUACCCAAUACUAGGACACAUGAAUCCCCUUCUUCAAUUCUGCCAUGUUCUAGCCAAAAACCAUGGUUGCAAAAUCACCUUCUUAAGCUCUGAUGAACACUUCAACAAGCUGAAGAAAGCAGCAAGUAGUUCAGGCAUGGAGUCAGAGAUGAUGAGGUUGGUGUCCCUGCCAGAUGGUGUGGACCCUAAUGAUGAUAGAAGUGACCAAGGCAAGGUUAUACUGACCACAAGAACCACCAUGGUUGACAUGCUUCCAAAGCUCAUAGAAGAUGUGAAUGCCAUGGAUUGUGAUAACAAGAUCACUUGUGUUAUUGUCACUAAGAACAUGGGUUGGGCCUUGCAAGUUGCUCUCAAUUUGGGUAUCAAAGGUGCUCUCUUCUGGCCUGCUUCUGCAACUGCUUUGGCCUCUUUUGAUUCUAUGCAAACCCUCAUUCAUCAGGGAAUCAUAGAUUCUCAAACUGGCCUACCAAGCAAAGAACAUAAGGAGAUUCAUCUUUCUUCAAAUCUACCAAAGAUGGACCCAUCAGCCAUGCCAUGGUACUGUUUAGACAACACUUUCUUCUUCCUUCACAUGAAGCAAGAGAUUCAAACUCUGAAUCAAGCACAAUGGUGGCUUUGUAACACAACUUCUCAUCUUGAACCCGGAGCACUUUCUAUUUCACCAAAGGUCCUACCAAUUGGUCCAUUGAUGGCAGAUCAAACCACAAGUUCAUCAUCAUCAUCAUCAUCAUUGAUCUUAAAAGAAGAUGAAACAUGUCUAGAAUGGUUGGAUCAACAACAACCUCGAUCCGUUGUGUAUGUUUCGUUUGGUAGCAUGGUAUCUAUUAAGCCGAACCAAUUCAAAGAACUAGCUCUUGGACUUGAUCUUCUUAACAAGCCUUUUCUUUGGGUUGUAAGAAAUGGAAUUAAUGGUUGCAAAAACAAUAAUGGAAAUUAUGGGCUAUACCCAGAUGAAUUUCAUGGAAGUAAAGGUAAGAUUGUUAAUUGGGCACCCCAGAAAAAAGUUCUAAACCACCCUGCCAUAGCUUGUUUUGUUAGUCAUUGCGGUUGGAAUUCGACCAUUGAAGGUGUUUAUAGUGGUGUUCCUUUCUUGUGUUGGCCUUUUGUGAGUGACCAAUUGAUGAACAAGAUUUACAUUUGUGAUGUGUGGAAGGUUGGGAUUGGAUUUGAGAAGGGAUUGAUUUUGAGGGAAGAGAUAAAGAAGAAGGUGGAGAUGUUACUUGGAGAUGAAGGAAUCAAUGAGAGGUGUUUGAGACUCAAGGAGAUUGUGAUCAAGAACAAGCAAGAAGGUCAGAAGAAUCUCAAUGAGUUUAUCAAUUGGGCCAAGGAGUGAGUAUAGUUAUGUAUUAGUAUAAAUAAAAAUUGAGAUGAAAAAAAUUGGGAAUUUUUAAAGUUAUGUAUUUUUAUAUUAAUGAAAAAAUAAAUGGUAGUGAAAUUGUAAUUGGUUA